GCCGUCGGGCUGGGCGGUGGCCAAGCGGACGGGAGCCGGGUGCGAGCCCGGUGGAAGCAACGUGAGCCGGUCCGCGGCCACCAUGUCGGCGCCGUGUGAGGAGGAGGAGUACGCGCGGCUGGUGAUGGAGGCGCAGCCCGAGUGGCUGCGCGCCGAGGUGAAGCGGCUGUCGCACGAGCUGGCCGAGACCACGCGCGAGAAGAUCCAGGCGGCCGAGUAUGGGCUGGCGGUGCUCGAGGAGAAACACCAGCUCAAGCUGCAGUUCGAGGAGCUCGAGGUGGAUUACGAGGCCAUCCGCGGCGAGAUGGAGCAGCUCAAGGAGGCAUUUGGACAGGUGCACACGAACCACAGGAAGGUGGCCGCGGAUGGUGAGAGCCGGGAGGAGAGUCUGAUCCAGGAGUCGGCCUCCAAGGAGCAAUACUACGAGCGCAAGGUGCUGGAGCUGCAGACGGAGCUGAAGCAGCUGCGCAACGUGCUCGCCAACGCUCAGUCGGAGGGCGAGCGCCUGGCCUCGGUGGCACAGGAGCUGAAGGAGAUCAAUCAGAACGUGGAGCUUCAGCGGGGCCGCCUCCGGGAUGACAUCAAGGAGUACAAGUUCCGGGAGGCCCGCCUGCUGCAGGACUACUCGGAGCUGGAGGAGGAGAACAUCAGCCUGCAGAAGCAGGUGUCUGUGCUCAGGCAGAACCAGGUGGAGUUUGAGGGUCUCAAGCAUGAGAUCAAGCGUCUGGAGGAGGAGACCGAGUACCUCAACAGCCAGCUGGAGGACGCCAUCCGGCUCAAGGAGAUCUCGGAGCGGCAGCUGGAGGAGGCGCUGGAGACGCUGAAGACGGAGCGGGAGCAGAAGAACAGCCUGCGCAAGGAGCUGUCGCACUACAUGAGCAUCAACGACUCCCUCUACACCAGCCACCUGCACGUUUCUCUGGACGGCCUCAAGCUCAGCGAGGACGCCGAGGCCCUGGCUAAUGGCUUUGAGCACGGCUGCCUGGCUAAGCUGCCCCUGGACAACAAGACCUCCACGCCCACCAAGGACGGCCUGGCCCCGCCCUGUCCCGGCCUCGUGUCCGACCUCCUCAGUGAGCUCAACCUCUCGGAGGUCCAGAAGCUGACGCAGCAGCUGGUGCAGGUGGAGCGGGAGAAGGCGGGCCUGCUAGCCACGCUGCAGGAUGCACAGAAGCAGCUGGAGCAGGCUCGAGGGGCCCUGUCGGCGCAGCGGGAGGAGGUGAGCCGCCUCACCGAGAGCCUGAGCGCUCUGCAGCGCCUGCAGGCUGGCAAGGAGCGACGCACGGCCCUGGACAGCGAGAAGGAGCGCGACAGCCAUGAGGAUGGCGACUACUACGAGGUGGACAUCAAUGGGCCUGAGAUCCUGGCCUGCAAGUACCGUGUGGCCCUGGCAGAGGCAGGUGAGCUCCGGGAGCAGCUGAAGGCCCUGCGCAGCGCACACGAGGCCAGCGAGGCCCGGCACGCUGAGGAGAAGGGCCGCCACGAGGCCGAGAGCCAGGCGCUCGCCGAGAAGGUGUCUCUGCUGGAGAAGGCCAGCGGCCAGGACCGCGAGCUGCUGGCCCGGCUGCAGACAGAGCUGAAGAAGGUCAGUGACGUCGCGGGUGAGACUCAGGGCAGCCUGAGUGUGGCCCAGGAUGAGCUGGUGACCUUUAGCGAGGAGCUGGCCAGCCUCUACCACCACGUGUGCAUGUGCAACAACGAGACGCCCACCCGUGUCGUGCUGGACUACUACCGUGAGGGCCCAGCUGGCGCAGGCCACUGCAGUCCCGAAGCCCACGGACACCGCUCACCAGUCCUGCCCAAGGGGCCGCUGGCUGCAGAGGGCGGGGCUGGGGACAGCAGCCUCUCACUGCCCUCACCCCUGAGUGACCCUCGCCGGGAGCCCAUGAACAUCUACAACCUGAUUGCCAUCAUCCGUGACCAGAUCAGGCACCUGCAGGCGGCCGUGGACCGCACCACGGAGCUGUCGCGGCAGCGCCUGGCCUCCCAGGAGCUGGGCCCCGGCACAGACAAGGACCGGGAGGCGCUCAUGGAGGAGAUCCUCAAGCUCAAGUCUCUGCUCAGCACCAAGCGGGAGCAGAUCACCACCCUGCGCACCGUGCUCAAGGCCAACAAGCAGACAGCCGAGGUGGCCCUUGCCAACCUGAAGAGCAAGUACGAGAACGAGAAAGCCAUGGUGACCGAGACUAUGAUGAAGCUGCGCAACGAACUCAAGGCCCUUAAGGAGGACGCAGCCACCUUCUCCUCGUUGCGCGCCAUGUUCGCCACCAGGUGUGACGAAUACAUCACACAGCUGGACGAGAUGCAGCGGCAGCUGGCGGCCGCCGAGGAUGAGAAGAAGACGCUCAACUCCCUGCUGCGCAUGGCCAUCCAGCAGAAGCUGGCGCUGACCCAGCGGUUGGAGCUGCUGGAGCUGGACCACGAGCAGACCCGGCGGGGCCGUACCAAGGCCGCCCCCAAAGUCAAGUCCAGCACCCCAAGCCUGUAGAUUAGCUGCCGGGAGAACUCGGCCGCCGGCCCUGUCACUCUGCACCCCCUUCCCUCCCCCCCCGUGGGCCCACGCAGAGGAAGGAAGGGCGGCCUAAAGUCCACUUAGGAACGUUUUUGGAUAUGCCACUGCAGAUAGCAUUGCUGAGUGUUUAACGGCAGAGGGAAAAGCUUUCAAGGUCAGAAAGCUGCAGCCGCUGCUGGGAAGGGCUCUUGUACAAGCGCUUGAAGAACCUGCUGGGACCGGCCGCCAGGCUCACUUAGGAACCCGCUAGAAACGCCCACACGGGCUCCCUGUUACAGAAGCUCCUCAUUGGAUCAACUUGUGCACUUUUGAUAUUUUGAUAUUACACUUGCUUCCUUAGUCCCUUGCAUAGAGAUGGUCUCAUGCUGUGGUCGCCUUGUCCUGGGGCGCGGGCUUAGCACCUGACGUGCUGUUGGACGUCAGCGUGUGGCACAGAGGUGUCCUCGUGUGCAGCUCUAGACUGCUCAAAGGCUCCGACCCGCAGGGAGCUCGGCUGAACACCCACGCUGCAGGCCAGCAGCCUUAGCUCAUGUGGCAUUGUGGCUCAUGUUUGAAAUUAACAGUUUCAAACGCCAUGCUCGUUAAGAAAUCCAGGGUGUUCCGAUUCUGGGGUUUUCAUAUUGUAUUAUUAUUAUUCUUAGGAAUAGUUCAAUGUAACAAGAAGAAAACUUGACCUUUGCUCUGGUUAAACAGUUAUAGGCACUUGGAAAAAAAAAAGAUAAAUUAUUGAAUGAGUAGUAUUACCUACAAAUUCCAGAAUUUUCUGGGUUUUAGGAUGUCGUGAAGCAUGACUGAUUAACAGAAUUUUAUACAACUGUACCAGUAAAAUUCCAAAUUGGAAUUGUUUUGUUACUCUGGUUUUGUGCCAAAUUGUGGUACACUUAGAAAAUUCUACAGUCGUCAAAUUUUAGGGUGUUCUGUUUCAACACCUUUUUCUUAGUAAUCAUUGCCAGUAGUGCCUUCAUCAGUUAAGGGAGGUGUCCCAGCCUAGUUUAUUCUCUAAAAUGGACAGUGAAGAGCUAGUUGGGAAUGUUGGAGGCCAUUGUGGACUAACAGGUGUGAAACGGGGUACACUUCACACCUGGACCUGGGCAUCUUCGUGGAGGGAAAGAAAACAGCAAUUGUACAAAAUUCUGUCAGUCAGUGAUUCUUUACUGUGCAGGUCCUUGCAAAUUGAGGGGCUGAGCAAUGAAAGUGGACACAAGCCUUGAGUGCUCUGGGAACCAAACGGACUUUAUGGGACAAGCUAAGCAGGCGGUGUGAGGGACAUGCCGUGUUUGUGAAGAGCCACGGGCAGCAAGGAAGCGGGGAGAGGGACUAGCCAUAGUAUUCUUCGCAAACGUGAGAAAAAGAUGUCAUAUAUUCUCUUGCUUGGUGUACCUAAUCACUGUUAGCUUCAGGAAACAGAACUUGCUAAAUAAAACUUCUUAGCAGACUGGUCUGCCCGUUUGCUGAGUGAGGCUGAGUGGUCAUACUGGUACUCAGAGGACGAGCAGAUGUCCUUUCUCCUCCAAAUACAGGACAAAAGCUAACAAGUGGUAAGACAGAAAGGGUUCUGUUCCCUGGAAUGAGCAUUUCUUACUCCUCGUUGUAGGGACUCCCUUUGUACCUUCUGUUACAGUGCUGGUUCAUAAGAAAGGUUACAUUAUGAUAACUUCAUCUAUAUGGGUAUUUAUUUGCAAUGUCUGAGUACUGUAUUUUUUUCUAUGCAUUGCCUAGUGUCAGAGUGGUGUUGUCUUUAUUAAGAUCGUAUGCAUGUCCUCCUGCCAAGGAACCUUUACGCAGACCCACACAGACAGACAACGGUGGCUUCAGAUGCCGAGAAAAUGAGGCGAGGGUGGAGAAGGAAUGGGAAGGAUAAGUCGGCCGUGAUGUGGGACAGGCGUGGUGCGAAAGCCCUCCGAGCCGUGCACAUAGGAACGGUGGGCCUGGGUGAAGGGUCACGUUGGUGGGACCAGUAAAUAAAGAGUAAGACAAAGACAAA
Eptesicus fuscus (big brown bat) is the source of this 4496-nucleotide messenger RNA. RefSeq names its product BICD cargo adaptor 2 (gene BICD2). NCBI's taxonomy places the organism in Eukaryota, Metazoa, Chordata, Mammalia, Chiroptera, Vespertilionidae. The coding region runs from base 83 to 2488 and encodes 801 amino acids. Gene Ontology annotation, molecular function: dynein complex binding; cytoskeletal adaptor activity; dynactin binding. Gene Ontology annotation, cellular component: Golgi apparatus; cytosol. The transcript has 8 exons. Gene Ontology annotation, biological process: microtubule anchoring at microtubule organizing center; protein localization to organelle; regulation of microtubule cytoskeleton organization. The record is from RefSeq and is a predicted model, not a curated record.